AUGUAUGCAUGCUUGCUGUACAUAGGUUCGGCAGGCAGACACGUACAGUUCCUGAGGGAGGUUCAAGUCGCUCAGCUGCAGGAGGAGAUACGACAUCCACACGGGGUCAAGCUCAAGGUCAGGCGCUCCGACGCCAAGCACAACAUCGCGUUCGUCGAACUGCUAGGCGCGAUCUGGAUUGCUGGCUGGAGGCAGAGGCAGUGCCCGCAGCUGCACAAUGCGUUUCACAUCGGCGACAGACUAGUGCUGAUCAACCGCAUGCGCGUGGCAAGCCUUCAGGAUGUACAGCGCGCGUUGAAACGAAUACCUGACGAUGCG
Messenger RNA from Priapulus caudatus, 318 nucleotides. RefSeq lists its product as uncharacterized. The transcript has 2 exons. The record is from RefSeq and is a predicted model, not a curated record. NCBI's taxonomy places the organism in Eukaryota, Metazoa, Priapulida, Priapulimorpha, Priapulimorphida, Priapulidae. The annotation marks the transcript as partial.